CAUUUAUUUAUUUAUUUAUAGGUGUUGUGUUCCCAAUGUUGCAAUCAGAAAACUCGUCUUCCUCAUUUAGAUAAUAAAGAGGCUAGGGUAUGUCAACACUGUCUUGCUGUUUUAGUUCGAGGAGAUAAGCCAAAAGGAGAACCAAAACAAGUAAUGUUUUCUGAUGGCAUCAGGCCUGGUGGAGAUUUAACUGAUCAGUCGGAAAUAUUGGAUCAUCCUCCUCCAUAUCGUCGUCAAGGUAGAGUUCAAAGAAGAAUUGAGAAAACUUCUACAAUUGAUAAUAGUACUCAGAAUUCAACUAUAGUUUCUGGUAAAAAACAUAAAGCAUCACAAUUAAAAUCACGUAUCAAAAAAGUUAUUGUAACUGAUUCUGAUGGUCCACUCUCACCAAUUCUAUUGCCACCAGAUUUAAGCUCAGAGGGAAAACCAGAUCUGGAAAAAUUAAUCAAUUGGUUAACAGAUGAACAAUGCAGACCAAUUGUUUUUGCCUUAACUAAAAAUUUGCAUAUUUUGGCAAAAAUUGUUAAAUUGGAUUGCUGUAUUGGAAAGGAAUGUUGGUGUUUCACUAGUAAUGGUUUAAAUACUGUUGGACAAGACGAAGUAAUGGUUAUAAUUGAAAGGUUGUCUAAUGAAAACACUAUUCCAAGGGAUAUAUUUCGAUUUUUUAGCAUGUUGUAUGAUAAUGCUAGCAAAGGUGUGACGGUUGGAAAUUUAGGCCAUUUGUUAUUUCCUGAAGGAAUUCUUGGAAGUAGAGAGCACAGUGGUUUUUUAUUUGUUCGUCAUACAUUUCAGUGCCUAGGGAAAUUAGUGCUUCCUUCUGCACCUUUUUUGAUUGCCUUACUCAUUCAAAAAUGGGAAGUUCCAUGGGUGAAAGUAUUUCCUUUGCGUCUUAUGCUUAGAUUAGGAGCAGAAUUCAGAUAUUAUCCAUGUCCACUUAUCAGUGUAAGAUAUCGAAAACCUGUAUAUUGUGAAAUAGGACAUACCAUAAUGAAUUUACUGGCUGAUUUUCGGAAUUAUCAGUUUACUAUUCCUAUGAUACCUGGAGUUUUUAUACAUAUGGAAGAUAAAAAUACUACUGUCAAUUUCCCCCGUAACACUUAUGAAAAGGUAAUGAAAGUAUUAAGUAAUAGCAAUGAUCAUGUUUUGGCUUUGGCAUCAAAUUUCUCAUCUGAAGCAGAUUCUCAUUUAGUCUGCAUACAAAAUGAAGAUGGAAAUUAUCAAACUCAAGCCAUUAAUAUUCAAAAUACUCCUAGAAGAGUGACUGGAUCCAGUUUUAUUGUAUUUAGUGGAGCUUUGAAAGCAUCAACUGGAUUAACUGCAAAAUCUAGUAUUGUUGAAGAUGGUUUAUUGGUGCAAAUACCUUCAGAUACAAUGUCAGAUUUAAAAAAUGCUCUUAGAGAUAUGAAAGAUUUUACUAUUGGAUGUGGAUUAUCUAAUGCUCAACAACCUGAAGUUAUUUUGUUACAAUGGACAAAAGAUGAUAAAUCAUUUAAUAUAGGAGUUAGAAGUCCAAUUGAUAACAGAAGUCUCGAAGGCAUUCAGAGUAUCCGCAUUCAUACCGGAACAGAUUAUGCUGGUGAAUAUCAUUUAAUAAGAUGGACAGAAGUAUUUUUCUUGCAGAUGGAUGAAUCAGGAAACAGGCAACAAACUGAACCAGCAGAUCCUAGUAGAUUAGCAGAAGCUGUAGCUCAGGCUUGCUGUCAAGCAUUAACUCCACAUUUAGAAUGGCUAGCCGAAGCAGAACUUAAUAAAAUAGGAUUAAGAGUAACGCUGGAUGCUGAUAAAGUUGGAUAUGAUAUUGGUGCAGCGGGAGAACCUCUUCCAAGUAUGUACAUGAAUGCUUUAGACAGUGCUCUAAUUCCAGUCAUCACUUGUGCCUCUACUUCUAAUCACGAAAAUCCUAUUGUUCUGGAACUUAUUUUUCACGUCCUACUGAAAUGAAAAUUUGUUAAUAAACUAGCCUUAACCAAAAUGUGAUUUCCCAUCUCCAAAUGACAGUCCACUUGUCUUUGGCCCAAAAAUUGUAGGAAGAUCACUUUGCAGUGCCCAUAACCAAGAAGAGCCUUAAAGUUAAAUCUUAGUGCAAUAUUGGAAGGCAAACGUGUAGUAGUAAUUUUGGCGUUUGUUGCAUCAAAAGAAAACGAAGGAAAAGCUGCGUGUUGGCCACAAUUUAAAUGGGUACAAAAUGACAUAUUUAAGAAACGUCGUGUUUUGUUGUAUUUAUCCAUCAAAAACAGAAAUUUUAUCAUAUCUAGAAUUAUAAAACUGCUUGUUUAUAAAUUUUGAAAUAUACAAUUCAAUAACUUCCUAAGGAAGAACAUCUAUCAAAGUUUAAUAUCAAUGAGAUACACAAGUAAUAUUUAAUAGCAUAACGUUCGAAUUGAAUAUUCGGACAACAUUCCUAAAAUACAGAUUUGUAGAUUUAAAAGAAUAUUUUAAAAGAAAAAAUUUUGUCCUAUAAAAUGUAAAAAUGAAAACCAUAAUCUAUAGAAUAAUUAAAUUCUUGUAUUUUAUGAAAAUGUUAAUUUUUUCC
Molecule: messenger RNA, 2533 nt
Organism: Centruroides sculpturatus (bark scorpion)
Lineage: Eukaryota; Metazoa; Arthropoda; Arachnida; Scorpiones; Buthidae
Gene: Sara
Product: zinc finger FYVE domain-containing protein 9-like
Exons: 14
Coding region: 154-1941 (595 amino acids)
Biological process (GO): endosomal transport
Cellular component (GO): early endosome membrane
Source: RefSeq, a predicted model, not a curated record